AUAUAUGACAGUUUUAUUGUUGUUUACUAUUGUUGAAACCAACCAAUACAACUUGUUAAUCCUAUUCAUAAAGAGUUCGAUUGAAAGAGAGUCAUAAAUAUAUUUGACAAUAUGUUGACAUUGACUACGAAUGAUUUCAUUUCAAAAUGGCGGACGAUAGGCCUAUCGGACGAUAAUAUAAUUCUUCAAAACUUGAGGAAAUAAUAUAUCACAGCAUGUUUCGCGAAUUUAAAGAAGAGAAACUGGUACCAAGAAGUCGAGAGAAUGUCCAAACGUGUCACGAUGAUCUGAUAAAGACGCAUCAUGAUGAUUAUAGCAGUGAUGAAGAUUUGCCAUAUGCUGAGGUCAAUCUUAACCAUGUUGUUGGUAAACAGAUGGUCAUAUGGUCGUACAAGAUGCCAGAUACGUUGGCCAUAUAUACUCCGUUGGCGGGAGACGAUGUUCGUCGAUUAACAGAAUUCGUGAAAACAAAUCUUCAAUUCAAUAAUGACACUGAUAAGUUAAUGGUGUUGAAGCCUAAGCGGAGUCGACCGGUGAAUAUCAUAGAUAUCUACAGGAUUAAGCAUGGAUCCUGCAUCACUGUCAUGCCAAAAUGUGAUCCUACCAUUACUCUGGAGGCCAAACAGUUAAAUGCUAAAUAUGAUCUUGUUCUUAAUACCAAUACCACUGUUCGGGAACUCAAACUGUUCCUUCAAAACCAGAAAGGUUAUCCUUUCGACAGGAUAGAAAUGUUAUACAAAGAUGCACCUUUGCUUAAUGACCGUCAUUUGUUCGAGUAUAAAAUUGGACACAAGUCUCGAAUAUUUGUGAUGUUACAUUUGUACUAUGAUAUGUUGGUGCACAUUGAGUGUUUCUGGGGACAAACGUAUCAUAUUUAUGUGGACCCGUGUAUGACGAGUAUGAAUAUCAUCUAUAUGAUACUUAGACGAACAGUGAGUCCGAAUCUUAAAAACGUCCAAGCUUUGUUUGAGUUGUACCUACCUAAGCAUCAAUUAGCGCUUUAUAACGGUAAAUCUCAUAUGAAAUGGCACGAUUGUCUGGGAAAUUAUGGAGUUUUGGAAGGAAGCAUCUUGAAGCUCAUAUCUCUUGGUAUCCAGAACAAGCUUGGACUUCAGAACAUUCCAGUUACUUUGGAUGAUGGACUUACACAUGUUGUAACCGUCUCUCAAUAUGACUGCUGGGCUAUCGUAGCUCUCAAAGUUCAUGGAAUAUCCAGAAUCCCAAUAAACAUUAUUCGCUUAUAUAAAGAUGGCAAGGAGAUCGAUUUUUCAGAAACUGUUGGUUUCUCGUUCAAGAGAAACAUUGGUCCUCGUAUCUCAGCUUCAGCGUUACAAGCUCAAAUAGAUCCAGAUACUCUCUAUGGUAUAGAGCUUACCAUUGAUCUUGGUUCGGGAAUUCAAGAAGUGAUACGGUGCUCGGCCUCGAGAACCAUCAAAAAGGUGAAAGAACGUCUUCAGGACAUGGGAGUACCAAAUGCUACAGUUUAUGAUUUAUAUUCACAAGAUACAAAACUACCGAACUCUGGAAAAAUUGUUGACGUCAUUGACGAUCCUAGAAUUCCUUUGAAGCUGAAGCUCAAACGAUAUCCAGUGUACAUUCAUACUCCAAAAACAGUAAUUUACAAAAUGUUUGCUCACGCUCAUGAAAGUUUAGCUACGUUUAAAGUUCGAAUACAAAUGAAAACAGGACUAUCUGUAAAACAUUAUCAGUUAAUGGUAGCUGGUAGGGUUAUAACGUCAAGUGAUGACAAGUCGGUGUUUCAUUCAGCUAUCGGUAUCAAAAUGUCUGUUUUCUUGAUACCACUGGAAAAAAUUCACACAUUUAUAGUUCUAUAUAAUGACUGGCUUGUUAAAAUCCCGAUACCGUAUAACCCUAUAUACUCUCAAAUUAAAGAGGCUCUGUGGGGAGAAUCCCAAAUUCCAGAUGGUUGCAUGUAUUCUAUUACAAACUUUCUCAUGUGGUUCUUCCAGAAAACAGACAGACGACGUCGACAUUUUAAAUCGAAGCGAACGUUUGAUCCGCUGGCUAUUGGAGGGCCGUUAGAAACAGUCAGAUUACCUGAAGUUCAGCAAGACCAGAUGAAAGAAUUGAGACAGGAGAAAAAGAAUAAGUCAGUUGUAAAGAUACACGGACGCCAUGUCCGAAAUUACUUUCCAUUUAAACCUGAUGUAAUUACUAUGGAAACUGCUGCCCUCCUUUCCCAAAGAUAA
Messenger RNA from Lottia gigantea (owl limpet), 2210 nucleotides. RefSeq lists its product as hypothetical. Lineage: Eukaryota; Metazoa; Mollusca; Gastropoda; Lottiidae. Gene Ontology annotation, molecular function: protein binding. The transcript has 2 exons. The record is from RefSeq and is a predicted model, not a curated record. Bases 216 to 2210 code for a protein of 664 amino acids.